Colletotrichum karsti is the source of this 3651-nucleotide messenger RNA. Its product is annotated as plasma membrane g protein coupled receptor that interacts with the heterotrimeric g protein a. The record is from RefSeq and is a predicted model, not a curated record. NCBI's taxonomy places the organism in Eukaryota, Fungi, Ascomycota, Sordariomycetes, Glomerellales, Glomerellaceae. Bases 1 to 3651 code for a protein of 1216 amino acids. The transcript is spliced from 4 exons. Gene Ontology annotation, biological process: adenylate cyclase-activating G protein-coupled receptor signaling pathway. Gene Ontology annotation, cellular component: plasma membrane. Gene Ontology annotation, molecular function: G protein-coupled receptor activity.
AUGGCACCCUGGCCGCGCGCACUGGAAAUCCCCGAUGCAUCGCACCCGCCAUCCGCGGUGGCAUCUGAGGCAAUCAGUGCUCGCCUCGAUCCUGCCUACGACCGCAUCCCCGACGGCCUAACCGAUCAUCAGUGGACGAUCAUCCAGUCCACGUCGCUGGCUGUGGCCGCUCUGAGCUUCGCAUCCGUCACCCUUGCCUUUUACUGGUUCUCCCGUAUGAGACGGAGCUUCAGACAUGAUCUCAUUAUGCUACUCAUGUCGAGCGAUAUGCUCAAGUCUCUUUGGUUCAUCAUCUUUCCUAUCGCCGAUUUCAGGAACGGCCCCAUCCCUUCCGACUCGUCAUUUUGUCAAGCAAGCGGUUUCUUCCUCUCAGUCGGUAUCGAGGCCUCUGACAUUGCCGUUGUCCUCAUCGCCCUACACACGGCUCUCUACAUCUUCCGCCCACGAUACUCCGGCCGACAGAGUGGUCUGUAUCCUCAUCGCCGAACUGCGUUCGCCGCCUUCAUUUUUGUCCCGAUCUUGAUGGCCUCUCUGGCCUUCAUCAACUGGCCCGGAUAUGCAAACAAUGGCGAGUAUUGCUACUUGCCUGUUCGGCCGGAGUGGACGAGACUUGCGCUCAGUUGGGUUCCUCGGUACCUGAUUUUGCUUACCAUUGUCGCCCUGUAUGCGUACAUUUACAUUUAUGUCACCCUCCGCAUCCGGCGCUUUGGUCGGCUCAGCGCUAUGAGGAGGGCAAGUGCGACUCACUUGGCGGGCGAUUGGGCCCAUAUACCAUCAGUACCUCCUACUCCGACAUCACGUCGCGGAUCAGAGACAUCGAUAGAAGAGUCAGAACGACGGCGCACUUCAUCGACGGCCACUACCAUGAAUGCCGAUAUUGAGCUUCUCCACAGCCGUCAAAAGAUUCAGUGGAACUGGCCAAAAUACGGCAACGAGGAUGGCCGCAUUCCUGAGCAGGAUGAAAACGCGGAACACAUCAGAUUCGAUCAAAGCACGAGUCCUCUAUCUACCACAUUUGAGCCUAUAUCUCCACCACCUCAGAGUUACAUCCGACGCGACACGAUCGACAUGAGCCCGUCUUACAACAACAACCACUACCAUCGAGGUAGUUUUAGCACGUUCAUGCAUCCCCCUCACAGCCCGACGACAGCACGCGCCAAGUCGUUGGCCAACAUCUGGUCCAUCCUUCGCCGUGGAACAACCCUCGACUCGGACCCUGACCACAACGCCACACCCUUUCUUUUCCAUCCGGCUAUGGAUGGUACAGGCAUGGCAAAAACGCGCGACAAGAUCCGUCGCCAACUCCGCCUUCUUUUCGUGUACCCCCUUGUAUACAUACUCAUUUGGGCCGUUCCUUUUGUGGCCCACGUCAUGCGCUGGGACAAUCCAGAGCAAGCCGGUCCUUUCGUGGUCGUGCUUUUAUCACUAGUGAGAACCAUGGUCUCGCCACCGUUAGACGAUAAGGAUACCUGCAUGCAGGAAACCACGAGUCCUAUGGCGCAAACAAAGCGACGUCGAAGUCGGAAGACGAUUCUUCAAAACACACUCAAGUCCUGGAGUUUGCACUCCGUCUACCGCCUCCUCUUCAAUCCCCACAACAUCGUCUACAACCAGUCCAAGAUCGUCAUCUUCAAGGAUCGCUUAAUGGCCUUGCUAGCCGCAGCAGUGCACAUAGCGCCCAUCGCGACGACGGUGGUGAUGGCCCGCCUCGUCUUCUCCGAAUACUGGAUAGGCGGAGACCUCACCCCUUUUAACGCCUGGGACAAACAAGCCAACCUGACCAUCCAGUUCGCCGCCAAGCUGCUCGAGAGUCUCAUCAUAGGAUCUCUCGCCACGAUCAUAUUCACGUUCAUACGCUACGAAGUGACUCUUGGCCAGGGUGCACCGCUCGCAGCGUUCUUCACCGGAAAGGAUUUUGAGUCUUUGAGCUUCCUGUGGUCGGAUGAGUUCUUUGCUAUGAUGCGAGGACGUUUCUCGUCGACUUGGAAGAAGGUGGCCUUCUUGGUUUUCUCAGCUGUUUGCUGCUUGCUAGCCGUGGUAGUCCCUCCCGCAACGGCGACUAUCCUCCUUCCCAUCCAAGACUGGUACGAUAUGGGAGGUUCUUGGGUCUGGAUCGAGAACCAUGGACAAUACAUGUAUCCCAUGAACAUCACCUCCAACAGCACCCUCCCCGGCGACAUAUGCCGCGUCGCGGGCGAUACCCGCUGCCCCUCGGCGGGCUGGGAAUCUUUGGACCAUUUGGCGGCUUUCUUCCCGACGCACUCCGUUACCAAUCUCGAUCAAAGGGUGUUCACACGGACACCCGGGUUGUGGCCGGUCCCCACGGUGGGAGCGCUGCUGAUGAUCAGCGUGGACGUCCGGGAGCCUUUUGCCAGCAUUACAGGUUGGAGUGACACACGCUGGGAGGAAUCACGGAUGAUGCUACCCCAUCACGCCAUAGGUGCGGGCAUGGUUUCCACGAUGCAGCUCUGGGAAGCGGCCAUGUCGCUCAUGGGAAUCGAGAACAACAAGCAGUACAGGGGGUCAUCUUCCAGGUACAGCACGCAUCAAAACGUAGCGUCGGUGAAGACUCGAUGCCUAGCAAGUAUGCCCGGCAACGACAGUUCCUUGCCUGCAAGAGUCGUGUUCCCAGAUGUUCGAAGCCCCGAUAGGCUUUACGCGGAAAUGACUACCGACGAUCCCGUCGUGCGAAAAGUGAUGGCGAACAUCAAUGGCUCCAUCCCUGAGUUGUUCUAUUUCGACAUCGAUCCAGAAGGAAACCUGGCAGGGAACGCCUCGGUAGGCUCCAUCGUCUCUCUGCCACUUGGAGAAUCACAUUCCGCGGUGUACGGGUGCAUCACCAAUGCGCAGUGGAUGCAGAACUGCGAGGUCCAGGUCACCCCGGACUACCACGUCACGACGUACAAAUGGCCGAUCGACAAUAGAUGGGAUAACGCAAACCAGAAAGCCUUCAUCCACACCUCAUUCGCGAACCUCAGCAACCCGUCCAUCGACGCAGCCAACACCACGGUCUUCCAACGCCUCGCCACCACCGCCGGGCUCGUGAACCCGCCGGAGUCGAGGUCGGAAUGGAUACCCGGACACGUCGAGGCCCUCAUAAACGGCAUGCUGGUCAACGCAAUGGCCCGCACCGCACCCCUGUCGCAAAUCGUCACGAAAAUGAAAGACCCCGACGGCGCGUGGUGGCGCCACUUCUUCCCCCGCGGCCGCGUCUUCGGGCUUCCUGAGGAGACCGCCUUCGACGUGUCGGACGACGACAAGGUGCGUCUGUCCUCGCUCUACUUCCGCGCCGAGAUGCUCGGCUACGCGUACACGGGGCGGGACGGCACCGUCCGGUACUCCAUGAUCGGGCUGUUCUUGUAUUGCGCCAUCGCGGCCUGCUUCGUGGCGUGGAGCGUCGGGUUCGGGAUCACGAGCUCGAGCUGGGAGUCGACGCCGGAGUUGUUGGCGCUGGCGAUGCGGAGCCCGCAGCCCGGCGAGGAGACGAUGCCGACGAGCGUGAUGGAGGAUACGAAUGCGCUUCAGAAGAGUUAUUGUAUUGUUGCCGAGGGACAAGAAUUGCUCUUGCGGCCUGUGGAGGCGACGCAGCCUGGGGAGGAAUCAAAGGUUCCGGAGGAGGUGAGGGUGAAGCCGAACACUGCGUAUCGGUAG